AUGCGACGCAUGAGUCUCUACACCGAAGCUAUUGUCGAGGAUGGUUUUGGUGUUGGCAAUGCUGUUGGAAAAGCAUUGGCUCUCAUUGAACAGAUCUGCAAAUCACUGCAAGCUCAAGCAUUUUUCAAGAAAUCAUGUGAGGAAGAAGGUGUUGCUGUUCACAAGAUUUUGACAUGGGUGAGAACACACUGGGCAUCCUUAUUCAAGUGCCUCGAGCGCUUCUUGUCUCUUCGCCUGGCUGUCAACUGCUUCACUCUUCUGGCCAAUGAGAACCACAAAGUCCCCAAGCUGCGCAACAAGUCGUAUAGUGACUUCAAGCUUGAUAGAGCCGACUGGAGAAAGAUACGGCUAGUGUAUGAUGUCCUCAAGGAACCUGCUGUAGAAGAGGAAUGGGAAGUGGGGUAA
Messenger RNA from Suillus fuscotomentosus, 405 nucleotides. RefSeq lists its product as uncharacterized. NCBI's taxonomy places the organism in Eukaryota, Fungi, Basidiomycota, Agaricomycetes, Boletales, Suillaceae. The record is from RefSeq and is a predicted model, not a curated record. The transcript is spliced from 4 exons. The coding region runs from base 1 to 405 and encodes 134 amino acids.